Molecule: messenger RNA, 2306 nt
Organism: Meloidogyne enterolobii
Lineage: Eukaryota; Metazoa; Nematoda; Chromadorea; Rhabditida; Meloidogynidae
Source: the annotation of a GenBank genome assembly
AUGUCCCUUUCAAACAAUAAUGAUGAAAAUGGUGAGCAGGAUUUAAGUGAUGGAUGGUCAAAGGUUGAAGAUGAAGGUCAAUCGAGCUCGUUAAGUGACGAUAUAACUAGACAAAGUUUAAAUGUGACUGGAGAGAGUGACAAGAGUGUUAGAAACCAAUCGACUUUAUAUUUGUCUUCAAGGGCCAAUAGUUGGAUUAAUCUUCUCGGAGUUCGAAACAAACCUGACCCCCUCACAGACUGGGAUAAUCUUUACAAUUUGAAAAACCAAUCAUUAUUGAGAAAGGAUUGCCAAAAAUUAAUACAACAAAGAAGCAAUAUUUCUUCAAGAUGGACUGUGCCUGAAAUUGAGAGCCUUAUGACUUUAUAUUGUAAACGAAGAAAUGUUGGGUAUGAACAAGACAAAGGAUGGUUAGAAAUACUUGGAAAAUUGUUGGAAUUUCCUUUUGAUAAAUGCAAUCUUUUUAAUGUUUUUUGGGCUAUUACAACGAAAUAUAUUCCGAGAUCACCAAAAAUGUUCGAUUUAUUACGCCUUUUAAUGCAAUACCAUGACCCUCAACUUUGCUCAUUUUUGGAUUCCUUCAAAAUUCAAUCAUCAGAAUUUACAAGUUUUUGGCUUCGGACUUUGUUAUGUGUAAAUAUGGAUGAUGAUUUGUGUAAUCUACUUUGGGAUAGAUAUUUCGAAAAGGGAGAUCCUUUCCUAAUUUUCUUCGUUUCUUUGGCCUUUGUACAAAGUGUAAAGGAUGAAAUUCUUCUAUUAACUGAACGUGACAAAAUUCUUAAUUUACUCAAAGAUAUUCCAAGCAAAAUGACAAGAGAUGACUUAACUGAUUUACUUGAAAUUUGUUCUGUUCACUUAAAUUUGACACCGAUUUCCGUGCGAGAGGAUUUUCAUUGUAUGCUUUUUGGCUCAAACCUACUUGAUGAAUGUUCUGAACAGCCUUUAAAUCGACUUAUUUGCCUUUCAAUUUCUGCUCAAGAGCUUUAUAAACGUGCUAUUGACCCAAAAAUUACAAAUUCAAAUUUUUCUUAUUUUAUUAUUGACACUCGACCACAAAAAAGUUUUAAUGCUGGAUCUAUUUCUGGUGCUUUUAAUUUAAAUGCUGAAACGAUUGUUGAAGACCCAGACAAAUUUGGCUUUGCAAUGUCCUCACUUUUAAAAUUUAAAACUGAAACUUGCCCUAAAGACCACAUUUGUUUUGUCGGUUCUGGACAUGAAGAAGAAGACCAAUUUAUGUUUAUGGCUAUUUCUCGUUUUCUCCAUCAAAAUCUCGAGCACAUUUCUUAUGCCGAGGGGGGAUAUAAAGCUUUACAUUCAAUUCUUUCUGAAACUGGUAAUUUACAAAAAUUGAGUAAUCACUUUACAAAAAAUGAUUGUAUUGAAUGCAAAAAUGGACCGUUGACUGUACAUCCUAAAAGUGAAUGGAAAAAGUCAUUUUUGUCAUUACUAAAGAAAUCUGUUCAAAUAAAACAACCAAAAGAAAUUAAUACAAAAGAGAACAAAUCUGAUUUAUUAAAACAUGUCAGCACUUCAGAAAGAAUUGGAAAUAAAAGAUAUAGAAAUAUUCAAUCAGUAUUUUCAAUAAAUGAAGAAGAAUCGCUAAGUUCUGAUGUUGAUGAAUUACAAAUUUCUUCCCCCUCACAAAUGAAGGCAAAACCAAAAGAAGGGGAAAGACUUAAAUGGAAUGAAAUUAUAAAAAAAGCUGAAAUUAUUGAAAAUUUUGAGGGAGAGGAAGUGUUUGCAAUUGAAGAUAGGACUUUAUUCCAAUAUUCAAGUCCAUCUAAAGAUAAUCGAAUACCUUGUUAUAUAGCUUUAAGUAGAACACAUAUGCACAUUUUUCACAAAGUGGACAUUAAUGAAGGAAUAGUUUGUUCCUCAAUGAGACAUUCAUUAGCUAGUAUAUUAAAAGUAACUAGUAAACGAAGAUUUCCAGAAUUUUUGACAUUUAAAUUUGGAUAUGAAUUACCGACUGGAGAGACACAUGUAAGUCAUGUCCAUUAUUUUAUUCUUCCAAAAGCUGGAGAGUGUGCAAAGGCUGUAAAAAUGGCAAUACUGGCAUUAAAACCAUAUGCUUUUGAUAGAAAUUAGAGUUGAGAGAAAAUUAAAAAAAAUAAAAUUGGGGUGAUUGUUAAGGAUUCUUUCUUUUAUGUACUAUCUUUAUUUUUAGUAUUCGGUUAGUAAUUUUUUGUUGACUUUUUUGGUUUCUUUAUACAGUCUGACUUCACUUUUUUUAUUAAUAUUGACCUGGGAUGGGUUGAGAAAAAAGUCGUGUAGGUUUUCGGAUCGGGUUUUCAAAAUUUUCUUCG